This is a messenger RNA of Oldenlandia corymbosa var. corymbosa, 2764 nucleotides long. Lineage: Eukaryota; Viridiplantae; Streptophyta; Magnoliopsida; Gentianales; Rubiaceae. The record is from the annotation of a GenBank genome assembly.
GAAAUAUUUCCUAGGUGGAUUGAUCCCAUUUCCCAAUACACAAAAGAAUGGAAAUAAAUAAAAGAAAAAUAAAUAAAUCAGGUGGCUCUGUUAAUAUUCUUCUCCUUUUUCUCUUUCUUAUUCUGCAAAUUCUUGUUCGGAUUCAGAAAUUCUUAUUUAUUUUUUUUUUGCUGGCUUUUUUUGUCUGUCACUAGAAUACCCAUAACCCAAUUUCCCUUUUUCUUUUUGCAAAAUUCUUGAAUUUUCAUUUUUUUUAUAUUUAUUUUGUGUCAUUCAAAAAGAGAAUCAUUUCAUUCUGUUUCUGUCUUCUCUUCUCUGCCCUUAACUUCUCUCCUUUUGCAUCUUUUUCAACAUCACCACCAUUCACCAUUGCCAUUCUCCUUGCUCUGUUUUUCUUUUCCUUUUUAUUUUUUUUUUUCCUUUUUGUUCAGAAUUUUUCCUCCCUUUCUCUCAUUCUGUUUUGAACUGUUCAUCAACUCUGAUUUGUUUCUUUGUUCCAAUAUUUGAUUUUGGAGGCAGCUCAAAAAACUGUAACUUUCUUCCUCUUUGAAUCAUUCAUUCUACAGAUGAAGAAGUUUAUACUGAAACUGGUUCUGCUCGAUGAUAAAGAUAAGCGUAAGGCAAUGAAGAUUGUCUCUGCCCUUCAAGGUAACUGUCCUUAUAUUCAGGUGACAAAUUAAGUAUAGUUAGAAAUGUUUUGUGGACCUGUAGGCUGUAGAAAUGAAUCAUUUGUGCAGGUUUUGAUAAUUUUGUUUUACUUUUAGUGGGUUUAAAGUUCGGAAAAAAAACUAAUGUCUAAACAGAGCAGGCUCUGCUAGUUAUUAAAGACGGAGAAUAGAAGUUCAAUGAUUUCUAGCAGCUUUUUGGUUUUCGAAAUCUCAAAUUGUUGAGUAAUUACAUUGGCCAAUUAACAAAAUUUAGGUAUUUGUUAGAUGUUAAACCUAUUCUUGAUAAAUUAAACCUUGAUUUAACAUGAGUGGGGUAUAUUUUGCUUUGCUGCUGCGGAAUUGAUAUGUUUGCUGAGAUUAACUAGUCAUCAAGAUUGAUUAUUGGGCGCAUAGGUUGAUGCUAGCAAAACAAGUAAUCCACGAUGUUUGAAGAAAAUACAAUAUAAAGUUCGUUGGUUGGAGCUGAUUUACUGACUAGUUACCAUCCUAGAUGAACAUAUAAUUUCAGAGAAUCGGGGCCUGCAUAAAUAAUUUGGUGUUGAACAAAUAACUUGUAUGAUCACUGAUCGUAAAGGCUUUCUUUUAGCCAUGGUGGCACUUCAUUUUGUCAUCCUAAAGAAACUGGAACAAUUGUAUAUUUCUCUGUGUCCAAAUAAUAAAUAAUCUUGUAUGGUGUGGCAUUUUAUUUGGCAGGGAUUGAUGAGAUAUCUAUUGACAUGAAGGGGCAGAAACUGACAAUAAUCGGGACGGUUGACCCCGUAAGCGUCGUGAGCAAAUUGCGUAAAUUCUGGUCGACAGACAUUAUCUCAGUAGGUCCAGCGAAAGAGCCCGAGAAGAAGGAGGAGCCGAAGAAAGAAGAACCUAAGAAGGAGGAAGCGAAGAAGGAAGAACCGGCGAAAGAGGAGCCGAAGAAAGAAGAGGCGAAGAAGGAAGGAGAAGAGCCGAAAAAGGAAGAACCUAAGAAAGAGGAAGAAAAGAAACCUCCGCCACCUAUACUCGAACCGAUUAUUGGCACGGUAAUGCCUUAUCGACCAUAUUACCCUCCAAUGCAGACUUAUUAUUAUGCUAAUCACAGCAUGGAGGAGAAUCCUAAUGCGUGCGUUAUAUGCUGAAUUUGGCGCAAAAGCUUGUAUUCGGGGAGAUGCGAGUGAACUCAGGCAACAGCUUAUGAACAGGGCUGUUCAAAUUGUAUAGGAUUCAAUGCCACAUUGAUCUAUCUGUUCAUCAAGAUAAAAGAUAUCUGUAAAGAUGCAUGGUUAAAAUAAGAAAAAUUUUGGCCUAGUGAUAUUGAAAGCGAGGAAUUUGCAUAUACUGUUAUAGAUAAGUGCUUCAUUUCUGAGCAUGUGUAAAUUCAGGAAAUUCUGCUGGGAAAAUCUUCUCAUUGGAUCAUGAUCAGGUAUCAGAAAUUGUUGAAAGGUUGGUAUCAACCCACUGUUUGCAUCACUUUUACGUAACCACAUUUCUUUUUGUACUUAACACAGUAGUUUACAUCAUGAUAGAAAAACUGAUAAAAGUAAUGGUGGAUAUGCAUUCUUUUGCUCUGGUUGUUGUUGCCUUGUUGGUAGGAUGGAUGGUUGAAUUCAACAUUGUGAUGAGAAGUAAAUGGUCAAAUUAGACCUUUACUUUUAUCAGAACAUUUAUUUUCCCCCCCUUCUUUGCGCCAUUUAUUCCUGAAAAAUGAGAAUGGAUGGAUCUGCUAGUGGUUCUGAACCAGAAGAUCGAAAGCCUUGGAAGAUGACGCAUGCGUUGCAACUUUUGUGAUAUGAGUUUUGGUUAAAAAGAGAGGUGAAAAAAAGAGGGAAACAUAUGGAAACAUUGAUCUUCAAUUGACGUGUAAAGCAUUGAAGGACAAAGACUAGGUGGAUGAUUUUCUCGCAUGCAUUAUAAGGGCAAAUUUGUUUUUAUUAAAACGUUAUUCAUUUUGAAAAUUACAUGCUUAAUAGGGAUUUUGUCUGUUUAGAUGUCUGUAUUAGACAAACAAGCAUGUGGGUUGAUGGUUACUUUUUCCUCGUGAGGGAAUAAGUUCAUCUCCCAAACUUACUGGCAAACCAUGUGUUAGGAAAAAAAAAAUUCCCCGCCCUAAUUGAAGAACAUCC